Rhipicephalus sanguineus (brown dog tick) is the source of this 2577-nucleotide messenger RNA. RefSeq lists its product as uncharacterized. The record is from RefSeq and is a predicted model, not a curated record. The transcript is spliced from 2 exons. Lineage: Eukaryota; Metazoa; Arthropoda; Arachnida; Ixodida; Ixodidae. The coding region runs from base 1 to 2577 and encodes 858 amino acids.
AUGCAGGGUCGCCGAUCGUCGCGUAAACUACGCGUCGUGCGACGCCAAGAAUCGCCGCCCGACGAGGUUGUUCCGGUGAGAGAGGGUAGGAGGCAGUCGCGGGUGCUACGCGUCAUCCCUGUUGGACCAACACCGCCGUCUCGGCAACUCAUCCGCGUCAUCGAAGAUUCGCCGUCAGAGUCCUCCGGGCAAGCAGUGCACAUCGUGCAGAAGAAGGCUUCGAAGCGCACCUCGCUAGAGGCUGACCACGGCACCGGCGGGAGCGCGGAGCGGUCGUCAUCCUCAGAGACAGAGCAGCCGACCGUCCGCGUCUACCGACGGCACUCAGAGCCAGCGCCCCAAGUUAGCGUGAUCAGCGAAAGGGAGGUCUCCACGAGCGAGGACGAAAAACAUGUGUACCUGGUCAAGAGAGACGAGUCCGACAGUGAAACGCAGAUAAGAAUCACUGGGGAAGAGAAACAGUCGACUACUAAAGCCGUCAUCGUGCGCCAAAAUUCACCACCACCGGUCAAGCUGAAGGUGUUCAAGGAAGCCGCGCCCCCGCAACAGACCUUUCACGUGCACCAAAAGGAGCCUCCGCCUCCGCCCAGGCUGCGAAUCAUCAAGGAGCCUCCCGAUCCCCCAAAGACAUUUCACGUUCAUCAGAAAGAACCUCCUGAGCCAGCUCAGCUGCACCUUAUCCGUGAACCCGCGGAACCUCCGCAAACGUUUCACGUUCAUCAGAAAGAACCUCCUGAGCCAGCUCAGCUACACCUAAUCCGUGAACCCGCGGAACCUCCGCAAACGUUUCACGUUCACCAAAAGGAACCUCCGGCGCCUGCGCAACUGCACCUUAUAAAGGAGCCACCGGGACCGCCUCAGACGUUCCACAUCCACCAAAAAGAGCCGGCCAGCCCACCGCAGCUGCACCUGAUUCGCGAACCUGCCGGGCCACCGCAGACCUUCCAUAUUCACCAGAAGGAACCUCCGGCGCCGCCACAGAUCCAUGUCAUCAAGCAACCGUGUCCUCCUCCGAUGCCCGUGCACAUCAUACAAAGGGAGCCUGCGCCACCCCCAGAGAUCCAUAUCAUUAAGCAACCUGCGCCGCCACCACAGACGUUCCACGUAAUUCAGAAGGAGCCAGCCCCGCCCCCGCAACUGCACAUCGUCAAGCAGGCCGCGCCGGUGCCGCCCCCUGUACACGUCGUGCAAAAGGAACCCGCACCACCGCCGCAAUUGCACCUCGUCAAGGAACCACCUCCUCCAGCGCAAACAUUCCACGUGCGCCAGAAGGAACCAGCCCCGCCCGCUCAGCUGCACAUCAUCAAGGAGCCGGCGGGGCCUCCCCAGACUUUCCACGUGCACCAAAAAGAGCCCGCGCCUCCGCCUGAGCUGCACCUCAUCAAGGAGCCCGCGGGGCCUCCUCAGACGUUCCACGUGCACCAGAAAGAGCCCGCGCCUCCGCCUGAACUGCACGUCAUCAAGGAACCCGCUGAACCCCCUCCAACGUUCCACGUGCACCAAAAAGAGCCCACGCCUCCGCCUGAACUGCACGUCAUCAAGGAACCCGCUGGACCCCCUCCGACGUUCCACGUGCACCAAAAAGAGCCCACGCUUCCGCCUGAACUGCACGUGAUCAAGGAACCCGCUGAACCCCCUCCGAAGUUUCACGUACACCAGCAAGAACCCACGCCGCCUCCAGAAGUGCACAUCAUCAAGGAACCUGCACCUCCGCCUCAAACAGUACACGUGCAUCAGCAGGAGCCCACACCGCCUCCCAAAGUUCAGGUUAUCAAGGAACCAGCCCCGCCACCGAAAACCAUCCACGUGCACGAGAAAGAACCGGCACCGCCGCCUGAGGUACACAUAAUCAAGGAAGCGGCUCAAGUACAGCAGAAGAUUAUCGUGCAAGAAGCAGAGACUCCUCCCCCAGAAGUUUGCGUUGUCAAGGAAGCGGCCCCAGCAACGCAAGCAAUUCGCGUGCACCAGGAGUCGGCAGCUUCACCGAAGGUGCGCUCUGUUAAGUCGCUCAAGUUGCCCGUCGUCCGAAAUGUCCGCGGCCACCAGGAGGAUGGGCGGGACUCACCGCCGACCAUUCAAGUACGCAAGCAGGAACGGCACAGCUCUGUACGCACCGUUGAGUUGCAGCAGCCGGAAGGACGGCAGUCGCCAGCGCACGUGCGCGUCCUUAGAAACGCGCCGCGGUCGCCGACGCAGUUCGUGCACCUUCGUCACCUCGAGGCAUCGUCGUCGAGCUCCGUCACUGAGAUAGACGCCAGCGAUACGGUCACCAGGGUCUUAAGCUUCCCGCGGCCACACAGCCCACGCGCCGCUGAGGUGCGGCACGUCAGAGCAGACGACGACAGUGACACGGUGGUGUACCUGCGGAAUCGCGGCGAGGAGCAAUCGUCGUCGGCCACCGGUGGUGGUGGCGGCGACGACGAAGAAGAGGACGAAGGGCAGGUGCAGACCAUACGGCUCGUCAGGGAGCAGCCAGCGCGCCGUUCCAUACGGGUCAUCGACGCCCGGCCGCAGAGUCCCACCAGGUCAUCCUACGCCGGACAGUCCCGUUCCACGCCACGCAUUAAGAGGCGCUAG